AUGAGCGACGACGGGGAUGGAGUGCCCAGUCCCCGGCGCUUCCGCAGCGCCGAUGCCGACGACGACUUGUCCCCUGGCCUGAUUGUGCGGCUCAAAUACGCCAUGUACCUGUUUGUCGCACUUCUAUUUUCGAUGAUGGUGCGCGGGCUGAUGAGCUCCUUGUUCGAUAAGAUUCCGAUACUCGAAAAGGGGUGUGCCAUGAGCAGCAAAGGCGGCGUGAUUCGGGCCGCGUGCGCGGCGGAAAUGCUCAUCUACCGCGUAAGCUUUGCGCUCACAGUCUUCUUCGGCAUCCACUUGAUCAGCGUGUCUGACCUGACGUGCUGCAUCCGAAGCAAGGACCUCGCCGAGCUCCAGCGCAGCUUCUUCACAGUCAAGACGGUGCUGCUGGUGGUCCUCUUCAUUGUGACACUCUUCAUUCCCAACGGCUUCUUCUCUGCGUACGCCUACGUGUGUCUCGUCUGCUCUGGCUUGUACCUGCUGAUGAACGUCGUCUUCCUCGUCGACUUCUCGUACCAUUGGAGCGACGACUGGAUCGAACGCGCAGACGGCAACUCGAAGUGGAUGUGGUACCUCCUCAUCAUCGCUGUGGGCAGUUUCGUCCUCGCCAUUGCCGUCGUCGUCGCCUCGUUUGUGAUCUUCGUCCCGCACUCGGACUGCAACUUGAACGCGUGCAUCAUCACGAGCAUCACCGUGGGCGCGUUCAUUUACUUUAUCCUGUCCAUUUACGUCCCGCAUGGCUCCAUCGUGCCGAGCAGCAUUGUCUUCCUCUACACCAGCUGCAUCCUGCUCUUCACGCUGCGCACGACAGACAAUGAACACUGCAACCGCAUGGCCACACGCCCGAGCAGCACUACGUACGCUAUUUUACAGACGAUCUUCACGAUGCUGCUCACGUGCUUCACGCUUCUCUACAGCGUUGUGGCUACGGGCGGUAGUGGCGCGUCCCUGAACAUCGGCCAGAACGAGGACGGCGAGGCCGAGAACCCCGAUGAAACUGGGCACCUGUCCCACUACAUGUUCUUCUACACCAUCAUGAUCUUUGGCUCCAUGUAUCUGGCGAUGCUAGGCAGCUCCUGGCACGUCAGCGGCGCUGGUGAGGACGGCUUGUCGAAGAGUAUCAACCUCGCCUUCUGGGUGCGCCUGUCGACGGUCUGGGCAGCGAUGUUCGUGUACAUUUGGUCCCUUGUGGCGCCAUACACGUGCUGCAAGGGUCGCGACUUUGGCUUCGCGGUGGACGAGGACUGGAUUUGA
Messenger RNA from Leishmania mexicana MHOM/GT/2001/U1103, 1251 nucleotides. RefSeq lists its product as hypothetical. Lineage: Eukaryota; Euglenozoa; Kinetoplastea; Trypanosomatida; Trypanosomatidae. Gene Ontology annotation, cellular component: membrane. The transcript has a single exon. The record is from RefSeq and is a predicted model, not a curated record. The coding region runs from base 1 to 1251 and encodes 416 amino acids.